AUCUAAUUCUUUUCUUUACCGGCUGCCUCACUUUGAUUCGUUUAUGAAUCAGAAAAUUCCUAUUCCAACGACAAUGGGGCAAUGGCGGGCGGCCGGGAGCUGGAGACAACGAUUGUUGGCGAGAACGGGGGACUUUGAAAAGAAAAGGCGGCUGAUUGAUGGAGACGGCGACGGAUUGGAAACAGAGAGAUGGCAACGGUGAUUUGUGUUUCCUGAGGCGGAGCUGUAGCUGGAGGGCGGCGAUUGGCGAUGGAAGUCACUGACGGCGACUUGGAGCUGGAAGUUCACGGCGGCAAUGAAAUGGGAGCCGCGGUUGCAGAUGGCGACGAGGGAUUUGAUGAACAAGGGAGCCGGUUAGUCGGACCGGCGCCUGGAGAGGACAACGACGAUGAGUCUCAUCCGGCAAUGAACAGAGAAUAUAGCGGCAACAGUGAUGUUAAAGGCGGAUUAUAAAUUUUAGGUUUUUAAUGAAUAUGUAAUGAGGUAGAAAUUAUUAUAUAUAUAUUUUUAUUUUUUAAUAGCCACGUCACUAAUUAAACGGUCAACUAUAAAUAUUGACUGCCACAUCAGCAAAAGAUAAUGGAGACUAAUGGUGAGUGACCAAAUAUGAACUAUUGAACUAAUCUUAGUGACCACGAAUGGAAUUAAAUAUUUGUAGUGACCAAACAUAAACGUUUUUUGUAAACUCAGUGACCAACCUUGCAAUUUACUCUAGUUUAAAUUUUAGUCAGCUAUAGCCCCUCAUGACUUCAAUCUAUCUCCUUCCCUGAUAAUAUUACUAUAUAUAAAGCUCAAGUAUGGUUAUUGUUGCAUAAGCAACUACACUUUGAUACCCCAAAUUUAAUUAAGUUACAACUUAUUCAUUAUAAUUUACAUUUUACAUUUUGAUACCUCAAAUUUAAUUUAAAUGUGAAAUCGUUGUUUUGGUAUCUAAAAUUUAUGAAAUUUUCAUACCUACAAUUUUUUUUAAUGUAGAUAUGGUGCAAUGUUUAGAUUUCACUUGAAUCCAAUUCACCAAUCCAUGAAUCCAAUCCACAAUAACAUAAAAGUAUAAAUUUAGUAUGUACCAUACACAAGUUUGGUUAGUGUAUUAAUUAGGUUAUAACUUAGUCAAUAUAAUGUACACUUCACAUUUUGAUACCCCAAAUUUAAUUAAGUUACAACUUAAUCACUAUAUUUAUAUUUUAUUUAUAGAUACCCCAAAUUUAAUUUAAAUUUGAAAUCGUUGACAAUUAUGUUUCGCUAUCUCAAAUUUAUGAGAUUUUCGUACCUACAAUUUUUUUAAUUUAUAUAUGGUCCAAUGUUUAGCUUUCACUUGAAUCUAUGAAUCUAAUUCACCGAUCCUUUUGAACCAAUCCAUGAAUCCAAUCCAUCAUAACAUAAAAGUAGAAAUUUAGUUUGUACAAUACAAGUUUGGUUACUGUUUUAAUUAGGUUAUAACUUAGUCACUAUAAUGUACAUUUUACAUUUUGAUACAACAAAUUUAAUUUAAAUGUAAAAUCACUGAAUAUUUAUGUUUUUGUAUUUAAAAUUUAUGAGAUUUCGUACCUAUAAUUUUUAAAAUUUACAUAUUGGUCCAAUGUUCAGAUUUCACUUGAAUCCAAUCUACGAAUCCUUAAACCAAUUUAUGAGUCCAAUCCACCAUAACAUAUAAGUAUAAAUUUAGUUUGUACCAUACAAUUUUGGUUACUUUUGCAUAAACAACUGCAUUUUGAUACCCCAAAUUUAAUUAAGUUACAACUUAGUGACUAUAAUGAACAUUUUACAUUUUUUAUGUCUAAAUUUUAUGAGAUUUUUGUACCUACAAAAUUUUAAAUUUACAUAUUGGUCCAAUGUUUAGAUAGCACUUGAAUCCAAGAGUCCAAUCCACCAAUCCUUUUGAACCAAUCCAUGAAUCCAAUCCACCAUAAUAUGAAAGUAUAAAUUUAGUUUGUACCAUACAAGAUGUUGUAUUACUCAACUGUAGGAGAAGAUUUGACAAUUUUCUCAUUACGUGAUAUAUUAAAUAAAUGAUAAAAGAGAGACGACUCUAAAAUAUUGCAAGAUCGAAUUUAUAAACUUAUAUAGUACAUUUACGGGUACUAAACAAGCUUCUACUAACUACAUGUAACAAAAUAUGCGACAUCUACAUAGGCGAAUGUCAAUAAAUUGCUACGUUGAAAAGGUCGACUGUUGGAUUGACGGCCAACUAAAAGAAUUUGUCAAAAUUUUUCCAUCAUCUACUUCCUCUUCGUUUUAUUUUUCACUCGCCUUCCAUAACCCUAAUUAGUAUACUAUUUUUAUUUAUUAUAAUCACAAGUAUGAAACGAAUCCAUACACGACUCACCAACAGUCGAGAGAAUUAAUAAUAGAACCAUGCACCACAAACUUUUUUAGCUCAAUAUCGAGUACAAUUAAAAAUAAAUAUAUAUGGUUAUUAAUUAUUAAAAAAUCGUCAUUUUUCAU
Molecule: messenger RNA, 2445 nt
Organism: Linum trigynum
Lineage: Eukaryota; Viridiplantae; Streptophyta; Magnoliopsida; Malpighiales; Linaceae
Source: the annotation of a GenBank genome assembly